GGAGCGCAGGCCGGAAAAGUGGGAGGGGACAGGUUGAGGGGUGGUCUCUGAGGAGGAGCCAGGCGGGACCGUAUUGUUCGACACUCCACAACCCGGAGCGCGCAGCGCAGGCUGGGGAGCGCGCGGAGCGCGAGGUGCGGGGCGCUCGCCUUCCCUGGUUCUCCCCACCGCCUGCGCCCCACGAAGAGACCCGGGCUUCCCAGCGCGUCUCUGCCCGGCUCGCCCGAGCCCCGAGGGACGGGUCUGCACAGGCGCCUGGCGUCCCGGCCCCCUGCGAUGGCCGCGGGACACAGCCGCAGGGAGCAGCCGCGCGGAUGCCGGGGCACCCCUCCCUAGCGGGGCGCAGCUUCUUCCUGGUCCUCAGCUCGACCGGCGGGAUGGGGGGCGGAGGGUCUGCCUUGAGGGUCUGCGCCGACCACCGCGGGGGCAUCAACUGGCUCAGCCUGAGCCCGGACGGACAGCGCCUGCUGACGGGCAGCGAGGACGGCACAGCCCGGCUCUGGAGCACCGCGGACGGCCAGUGCUGCGCCCUCCUGCAAGGACACGAAAGCUACGUGACCUUCUGCCAGCUGGAGGAUGAAGCCGCCUUCACGUGCAGCGCUGACUGCACCAUCAGGAAGUGGGAUGUGCUGACGGGGCAGUGCCUGCAGGUGUUCCGAGGACACACAUCCAUUGUGAACAGAAUCCUGGUCGCCAACAACCAGCUCUUCAGCAGCUCCUAUGACCGGACAGCUCGUGCCUGGAGUGUGGACAAGGGGCAGGUGUCCCGGGAGUUCCGGGGCCACCGCAACUGUGUGCUGACUCUAGCCUACUGUGCUCCCUGGGACCUCCCUGGGGCUCCCUGUGUAGAGGAGGCCGUGGCUGGGGGGCUUCUGGUGACGGGCAGCACAGAUGGCACGGCCAAGGUGUGGCAGGUGGCCAGUGGCUGCUGCCACCAGACGCUGCGGGGCCACACAGGCGCUGUGCUCUGCCUGGUGCUGGACACGCCCAGCCACACGGCCUUCACCGGCAGCACUGAUGCCACCAUCCGAGCCUGGGACAUCCUGAGUGGGGAGCAGCUGCGGGUAUUCCAGGAGCACCAGGGCUCUGUCAUCUGUCUGGAGCUCGCGAACCGGCACGUGUACUCGGGCAGCGCAGACAGGACGGUCAAGUGCUGGCUGGCAGACACCGGGGAGCGCGUGCGCACGUUUGCGGCCCACAGACACAGCGUGAGCGCCCUCAAGUACCAUGCGGGCACCUUGUUCACAGGCAGCGGGGACGCCCGCGCGCGCGCCUUCGACGCCCAGUCCGGAGCGCUGCAGAGGGUGUUCCGGGGGCACGCCUUCAUCAUCAACUGCAUCCAGGUAGGCGCUCCCGCCUGUCCGCUGGGCCCCUGGGAGCUUGUCGGGUGUGCGAGCGCGAGCCCGUCUGCCUCGAGGGGAGGGGCGGGGCGGGGCCUCCUCCCCGAGCCCGAGGUCUCUGGGGUGAGACGCCUAGGGAGUGGAUGUUCACGCCCAUGCCCGGGGCCUGCGACCGCUGGAGGCAGAGCAGGGCUUGUGCGUACCAAUCCUGGGACUGGGGACAGCUGCUGUGACGCGCUGGGGGCGGGGGAGAGCUGGGCGUCCCCUGCAGCGCGGCCCCCGCUCCGCGCCGCAGGUGCACGGCCAGGUGCUCUACACGGCCUCGCACGACGGCGCGCUGCGCCUCUGGGACGUGCGCGGGCUCCCGCGCGCCCCGCAGCGCCCCGCCGCCCCCAAGCGCAGCCUCUCGCGCCUCUUCAGCAACAAGGUGGGCUGCGCCGCCGCCGCGCCCCUGCAGCCGGCCUGACCCCACCGACGGACGGGCAGACUCCGGAGGGAGCACGCCCUGCCCGCCCGGAUGGCCGGAGCGGGAGGGGCGGCCCAGGCUGCGACCCCGCCCCUCUGCAUCCCCAACCUCUUCAGCCAGAGAACCCCCAGAGCGACCCUGUCUCAGGCCUGCUCACCGGCCCACUGGGACCCUCCCGGCUCUCAGGGUGUCCAGCCCCACAGCCUCGAGCGCCCGAGGUCCCCGGAAGACAAGCGUUUCCUGCUGACAAAAAACAGGGACGUUUCUUCAAAAAGCUGCUGAGCUGCAGAUUGUCGUUAUUUUGGCAAAUUGUCCCGAAAUACACAUCGUUAAAAGUGCUCUGGAAUAUGUCUUUUGUUCUGCAAACUGAGUCUCAGAGGGAGGAGGGAUUCCAGGAACCAGGGGCCUCACAGCUGGCCUGGGCCUGCCACUUCUCGUGGGUGAGAGCGAGGGGCUGUGGCCUGAUGGCCCCCCCAGUGUCAGUCGUGUGGGGAGGGCCAUGAAAGAGGCCGGGGAACAAGGAACCAGCUCUUCAGCCUGUCUAGGUGACAGCGCAGAUGCAUUACCCCUGCUUUGGAGCUCCCAUUUCUGCAUGAGUGGAGGAGGGCCUCCUCUCUGACGUCUGGAGUUGAAAGGCCAGAGCAGUAGCCACCUAGCCCCAUACACAGGAGUCAGCCCAGCCCUGCCCUCGAGAGCAGCUGGAGUGUUUGUCGGGAGGAGCUUAAUGGCUGCGGGCUCUCAAGCUUUGGAGCGGCCCCAGUAACUCCUCUCAUUACCUGAAGGGGGUGCUCUUCCAGCCCUUGGUUGGUGCCAGCGUCCACAGUGCCCUCUGUGCCAGGCCCUGGCUGGCCUCUGGUGCAGGAGGAGAAACUGCAGAAGAUAGUGUCUGCCCUUAGAGCUCAGCAGCUCACCAAGGACAGAAACCUCCCUGUGCAGAGGGGGCCCUUGAUUCAGAGAAGUGGGCGCUCCAUUGCCUUAAUGCAAAAGGUUUCAUCAGCAAGAUGUGCUGCAGGGCAGGUUGCGCCUGCCCCCGAGCCCAGGGGGAGCCUAAUGGGUGGAUCGCUCCCCCUCAGGUACAUGAUGAGAUGAACAGGUACAGUAUUGGCACCAGAGAUGAUAAGAAGGGAUGCAGACCUUUGUGAUUGUGCUCUAGGCCACACCCCCAAACCCUGGGAACCCAGGCUUCCCCAGGAAAACAGGCUUGCUGGGGAGAAGCAGCUGCAGAGGCAGCACCACUCAGCAUUCUUUGGGUGGGACUCAAACACACAGUACAGGUGUGGGGUUCCACAUGGGCUGCCUGCCAGGGCUGGGAGCACUCACUUCCAAGUGGUUCUUCUCCAGGGCCCGCCCACCCCAAAAGGGCUUCCCAGGAAGCUGAUGCUCAUUUCAGGGAGGGCAGGCACAGAGUCACCUUCUCAGAUUGCUUUGCUGACAGAGGCAACUUGAGUAACCAGACGCCAUUGACGCUGACAGCUGAUGCUGCAUUCCUGCCUCAACAGUUCUUGCUCAUAUGUCAUCUUAGGUCCCCCGUCUCCUCCAACCACAACAAAGAAGAAAACACACACAAGUUACCGUAUGCCCAGAGCAACAGCCACUGGGUGCGGGACCCACACCAGGCUGCUGCGUUCAUCUUCAGCCUGCCUCUCCCCAAAGAAAGAGUAGGAAAUGGUAAACCACUCUUUAGCAUUUAUAUAGCAGCAUACCUUUGGGUAAUUUUUAUUUCAGCAACACAGAAGCCUUUGCUAGAUGUUGAGACUACAAAGCAGACCAAUAAGUUUGUAUUUAUCAAAGGCAAGAAUACAUUUUCAAAGGCAUUCUGUUGGCUAGGGAAGAAGGGACAGGAAGUACUUAUAGGACAUAUGGACUGGAAAACAGGGACAGGACACAGCAGUGUCACUCGAGCCAAGAGCAGGCAGAAUUUCAUGGGAAACAUCAUCGGCACCAGACGCGAUGGAGUGCAGCACGUUUCGGCCAUAGGCUCCCAGGCCUCCAGUUGACCACGCGUACCUUACAGAUAUCUGUAGCCCGCUCCUCCCUGGAACUUUCCAGCGCCUUGGUGUUCUGCCACUCAGAUCUAGACCCCUGGCCUGCCUCUCAGGGUGCUCUGUCCUUGGACUCAGCAAUUUCUUCAACCUUAUUCCCCUCCCCUAAAAACACCCUCUGGUGGGUCUGGAACAGCCCCCGGAACCCCAUGAAUAUGGCACACUCAGGCGGUCCUACCCCACUGUUACCUCCUCACUUGUCCCAGGUCUGGAAUGUUCUCUUCUCCAAGGAGAGCCACUCCAAGGCCCCUCUGAUUUUCCCAGCCUCACCUCACUCCCUUCUGUUUAUCAGCAUUUUGUCACAAAUGUCUUUUGCUUCUCUUCUUACCCUCCAGAGCAGAGAGUGACAGCCUCUGCCUGUCUAGUUUCCAGCUAGAGGCAGAGGUAGGACCACGGCCGGCUCCCAGCUCGUGGAGGCGGGCGGCCCUGCCUAUGGAUAGUGGACACCGGAACUGUCCCCAACUCUGAACUGGCUUCUCUGCAUCUCUUCACGAGAAAAUGGACACAGUCAGGAACCUGCUGGCAUGGCUUUGCUUCUGAUCAUUAAAAAGCACAUGGGAAGCUAGAAGCCACGCCUGGCCCAAGCCCAGACAGUCACUUCUUAGCCAAAAGCCGCAAGUCAGGCCCCAAACCUGAGUCUGACAAGGUCUCAAACGAGGCUGAGAGACCCCCUCAUCGUCUCACUGUCAGCCACUUCCCACACCGGGAGCAGGACCCCCGCUCUCCCUCCUUGCUGGGUCUUCCCUGCCCCCGCCCAGCCAGCUUUUCAGAUCUUACCUUCUCCUGACAGAACUGGCGAUGCAUGGAUUUCCUCAGAGAACCCAAGGAAGCCAGCGUCUCAACUCCACAUGGGCCUCUAGACCACCCAGGCAUGUUCACCAUGGCGAACGCUGAGGAGUCUGAAUAACUUACUGCAAAGUUAGGCUGACAACUUUUGAAUAUAUUUUCCACCGUUUAUUUCUGUCUGUAUCAUCCAUCUUAAAAGAAUGACAACAAAAGAUUUCCACCCAUUCACCCUGGACUGCUGUCCAAGCUUUACGAAAACGAUUAGUGAGGACGUCGACGGCUUUCAGCCAGCCCCUCGACAGCAACAACGUGACCACCUCCCUCAGUCACAGGAGCUUCCAGCGACUCCUGGAAAGGCAGCAAGUGUCAGGAACAUCUGGCACUUGACUCAUUCAGCACCUGGCUGCUGCCAGCUGUGUCCUGGUCUGGAAUGGGUGUUCAUUUAAUGCACAUCUACAGAGGAAUGCGUGGUGCGAUGAGAACCGUUAUUUGAGCCAUUAAGAGGCUAACUACAUACCUUUAGAAAUAGUCUUCUGUAAUACAGAUAUACCAAAAAAGCCCCACAAAAAUCUGGAGAAAAUAUAUCUUAAUCUCUGAUAGUUAUCUUAGCCAGCAGUGAGUUUAAUAUGACAGCAUAGCGUCUGAAAAUGCUAAUUAAAAAUAAGUUGCUUUGGUUAGCAUUUAACUUUCCCAUUUAAUAAAAGAUUUUAUUUUUGUAAAGAAGAAUUCUGAGCACAUAUAAAUUCUGAAUUUCGAGUGCACAUUUCACUAAACUAAGAGCAUAAAACACUGAUGUUUCAGGCUGAAGGCGCCUGCCGCCAUCUGGUAUGGCUGCUGUAGCCGAUGCCUCACUGGGAGGCCCACUGAACGCUUGGAAUGGCUGAAGACUUAAAGGACAUUUCAGGGACAGGGCAGAGAGGUGAAGCAGGAAGGCAGAGCUGCAUCAUGGAAAGAAGGAAACGAUCAGCAGUGGGCUCAGGGGGGCAGGAGAGCUGGGCAAGAUAAAGA
Molecule: messenger RNA, 5642 nt
Organism: Equus caballus (horse)
Lineage: Eukaryota; Metazoa; Chordata; Mammalia; Perissodactyla; Equidae
Source: RefSeq, a predicted model, not a curated record